Molecule: messenger RNA, 2241 nt
Organism: Micropterus dolomieu (smallmouth bass)
Lineage: Eukaryota; Metazoa; Chordata; Actinopteri; Centrarchiformes; Centrarchidae
Product: cytochrome P450 2K1-like
Exons: 8
Coding region: 45-1676 (543 amino acids)
Biological process (GO): xenobiotic metabolic process
Cellular component (GO): intracellular membrane-bounded organelle; cytoplasm
Molecular function (GO): iron ion binding; oxidoreductase activity, acting on paired donors, with incorporation or reduction of molecular oxygen, reduced flavin or flavoprotein as one donor, and incorporation of one atom of oxygen; heme binding
Source: RefSeq, a predicted model, not a curated record
AAACUUAUUUUAUCUGUAAACUGUCAGCAUUUUCUGUAAACGUCAUGGGGAUAUUGGAUGUUUUUCUCCAGUCCUCCAGUUCUCUCUCCCUGUUGGGGGCUCUGUUGGUCCUGCUGCUCGUCUACCUCAUCUCAUCCUCUAGCUUCACCUCCCAGGAGGAUGGGAAAGAUCCUCCGGGACCAAAACCACUUCCCCUGCUUGGGAAUCUGCUGCAGCUGGACCUCAAGAGACCCUACCAGUCAUUACUGGAGCUUUCCAAGAAAUAUGGGUCAGUGUUCACCGUCUAUCUGGGACCCAAGAAAGUCGUGGUCCUGGCUGGAUACAAGACAGUGAAGGAGGCACUUGUUAAUCAUGCUGAAGAGUUUGGAGACAGAGAUCCAAUACAACUUAUGCAUGAUGCUAGUAAAGGAAAUGGUAAGGAAAGACAAAAACUGAGCUCUUUCCAAAUGAUCACCCUUUUCAUGUUUAUAGCCUUUACCCAAUUUCAGCUACUUAGUUACCAUAUUUUGUUUUACUACUUCAUCUCAGGGGUUUUAUGGUCCAAUGGUGAUUCGUGGAAAGAGAUGAGGCGCUUUGCCUUGACCAACCUGAGAGACUUUGGGAUGGGCAAGAAGGCUUGUGAGGACAAAAUCAUUGAGGAAUGUGACUAUCUCAUUGAAGUGUUUAAGAAAUUUAAAGGAGAAGCUUUUGAUACAACUCAACCAAUGAACUAUGCAGUCUCUAACAUUAUCUGCUCAAUUGUUUAUGGCAGCAGAUUUGAAUAUGAUGACCCAGAAUUUACAUCCCUGGUGGAUCGAACAAACAGAAACAUUCAGCUUGCGGGCUCCCCAUCAAUACAGGUGUACAACAUGUUCCCAUGGAUCUUUAACUGGGUUUCUAACAGGAAGGAAAUGCAGAAGUUGACUAGCACCAAUAUUAAACAGAAUUUACUGCUGUUCAGUCGUUUGAAAGAGACCCUCAAUCCACAGAUGUGCAGAGGAUUUGUGGAUGCCUUUCUGGUCCGAAAGCAAAAUCUGGAGGAAUCUGGGAUUACCAACAGUCACUUCCACGAUAAUAAUCUUAUGAUAACAGUCCUGAAUCUGUUUUCUGCCGGCACUGAUACAACAGCAACUACGCUGAGAUGGGGACUUCUGCUGAUGGCCAAGUAUCCAAAAAUACAGGACCAGGUCCAGGAGGAGCUGAACAGGGUAAUAGGAAGUCAUCAGGUGCAGGUUAAGGACAAGAAGAAACUGCCCUUCACUGACGCUGUCAUCCACGAGACACAGAGACUGGCCAACAUCAUCCCCAUGGCACUUCCUCAUAAAACAAGCCAAGACAUCACUUUCCAGGGUCACUUCAUUAAGAAGGGGACCACAGUGUAUCCUCUCUUGACUUCUGUCCUGUAUGAUGAGAGUGAGUGGGAGAGCCCACACACCUUUUAUCCUGCCCACUUCCUGGACAAAGAUGGAAAGUUUGUCAAGCGAGAUGCCUUCAUGCCUUUUUCUGCAGGCCGCAGGAUUUGUCUUGGAGAAAGUCUGGCCAGGAUGGAGCUCUUCAUCUUCUUCACCACCCUCCUGCAACACUUUCGCUUCUCUCCUGCACCUGGAGUUUCAGAGGAUGAACUGGAUCUGACUCCACGUGUGGGCUUUACCCUCAACCCUUCACCUCAUAAACUGGUUGCUGUUUCCUAUAUGUGAUCUGUAGUAGCUUGAAAAUGCUGCUUUGACUAUGAUUUUAAUUCAGAUAUAUUCAAGAAAGUACAGUAGAUUACAUAAUUUGUACAGUGCAAUAUUCCAUGCAGUGCAACAGCAGUGAACAUGCAUGUCUGUCUAUAGAUCCUCCUAAAUAUUACACACUAAACCUUUAACUUACGUAACUAACAUACUUGUUUUAACCCAAAUCAUGAUCUUUUCCUGAACUUUACAAAGUAGUUUUGGUGCCUAAACCUAACCAAAUUGCGACAUUAACCCUUCACAAUGUUAAGUACUGGUUUUGUUUUCAAAGUCAAACUGGACGUUGCAUAUUUAUUAUUUCUAAGUUGGCUGCAGUGUUCAGUUCUAUUUUUUUUUUCCAGAUGACAAUACUGUUACAUAACCUGCUAAAACAAGUGUUAAGUGAUCUUUUAAUUAUGAACUAACUGAUGUAACAGCAGAGACUUUUUUAAAAACAGUUUUACUACUAUUGAUUUACUUUGUCAAACAAUUGUUUAUUAAUGUCCCUUGUCUGUCUUCAAAUAAACCUUUGCCCUGUCUGGCACCCAAA